AUGGCAAAGAAAGAUGCCAUUCUCGACCUUGACUAUGAAAAUCUCCUCUUUGUCGAUCUGGACGGCAGGCCUAUUAACGGACGGACAUGCAACACCAUCUACAAGGAUGGCGACCCACGCGCAGAAGUGCGUAUUAUUUUGGACGAGCAUGGUAAUGUUGUUGAUAUGUAUAUGGUCGACCAAGGUGCAGGGUCGUGGACGAGGGAACUAAUUAAAAGCUCUGAUCCGGACAGGGUGACUGUUGAUCCCACCACUUUCACUAUUACGACGGGUGGUCCGGCAGGCAGCGAGUCCCGACCUACGCAUGCGCUCACUGCGAGUACGACUGGGUCUGAGACAAGAUCGGCAGGCGUUUUGAGCACGGUGACUCCCGCGCCGUAUGUGCACCCUUAUUGA
This is a messenger RNA of Penicillium pulvis, 396 nucleotides long. RefSeq lists its product as uncharacterized. The coding region runs from base 1 to 396 and encodes 131 amino acids. The record is from RefSeq and is a predicted model, not a curated record. The transcript has a single exon. Lineage: Eukaryota; Fungi; Ascomycota; Eurotiomycetes; Eurotiales; Aspergillaceae.